Molecule: messenger RNA, 462 nt
Organism: Aureobasidium namibiae CBS 147.97
Lineage: Eukaryota; Fungi; Ascomycota; Dothideomycetes; Dothideales; Saccotheciaceae
Exons: 1
Source: RefSeq, a predicted model, not a curated record
GCCUUUGGCGGUGUCGCCAUCCAUUCCGGCUCUGAGAUCCAAUACGCCUCUGUCAACGCCGCCGAAUCCAAGUUCUGGCUGCUCAAGGACUCUGCCACUUACUGCCCUGAUGUGUCCGGCCUUGUCUGCUCCAACACUACCUCUACUCAGUUCCUCGGUGGCGACAACACUCUUUCCCUCGAUACUGUCGUUCCUGGCGGCCAGCAGGUUUUUGUUGCCGUUGAUGGAUCCUUGAGCUUCACCGCUCCUCACUCUGCUUACACUGGUCCUGAUGCCACCAGCACUGGUUUCAGUGUCGCUCAGGAGGGUCAACACAUUCAGUUCCAGGGUCAGGAUUGGUUGGCUUGCCCUAUCGAUGGUCACUACGCCAUCUACGCUGCUGCCAUCGCCAAGGACGCUUCUGCUUGCACUGGAUUCGCUUUCAGAGUCGCCGACAGCUCUGCUCCUGCUGCUUGGGAGUAC